GAGAGACGCGAGCGCAUCCCGCGUGAGCGCCGCGCGGAGCGAGAGCGGCACCGGGGGGAGGGAGGCGGGCAGAGGACGACGGACGAGGAACGAUGGAGGAAGAAAAGGACUCCGCCGCCGCCGUCGCCGCGGAUGGCGAGAUCGAGUACGAGGCGCUGCCGCCGACCGUGUCCAUGGGCACGCACAUGGUGGCGGGCGCGCUGGCCGGGGUGAUGGAGCACUGCGUGAUGUACCCCGUGGACUGCGUCAAGACGCGCAUGCAGUCCCUGUUCCCGGACCCGCGCGCCGCCUACCGGAACGUGUUCCACGCGCUGCGCACCAUCGUGCGCACCGAGGGCGCGUGGCGCCCCGUGCGCGGCGUCAACGCCAUGGCGGCGGGAGCGGGCCCGGCCCACGCCCUCUACUUCGCCUGCUACGAGCACGUCAAGGCCUCGCUCAGCGGGGGGCGCAACUCACACCUCGCCAACGGUCUUGCAGGCUGUGCCGCGACGCUGCUGCACGAUGCCACCAUGAACCCAGCCGAAGUGGUGAAGCAGCGUCUGCAGAUGUACAACUCCCCCUACGGCGGCGCCCUGGAGUGCGCGCGCCGCAUACUGCGCUCCGAGGGCCUGGCGGCCUUCUACCGCAGCUACCCCACGCAGCUGGCGCUCAACCUGCCCUUCCAGAGCCUGCACUUCGUGGCCUACGAGGCAUGCCAGGAGCGCCUGAACCCGCGGCGUGCCUACAGCCCCGGCUCGCACGUCGCGUCGGGGGCCGUGGCGGGCGGCCUGGCCGCGGCGCUCACCACGCCGCUCGACGUCUGCAAGACGCUGCUCAACACGCAGGAGAUGGCGCUCGUGGAGAUGGGCGUGGCCGGAGCCGGGGCCUGCGCCGGCCUCUCGUCGGCCGCCAGCGCCGCCGAGGGCUGCCGCGCCGCCGCCUACGGCGCGGCGGCCGCGGCCGGGAAGCGGCAGCAGCAGCAGCCAGCGCCGUCGGCGGCCGCCGGGCCGACCCGCCAGCCGCUCGCGACGCUGGCGGCGAGGACUGCGGCCGCCGCGGCCGCCGCGGCCACCGCCGUCCCGGCCGGAGGUCCGGCGCCGGCCGUCCCGGCGGCGCCGCCGGGAGGCGCCGGGCUGAGCGCCCUGCUGGGCGUAGGCGCCGGACACCUGCAGCAGCAGGCGACGCAAGCGACGCCGCUCCGCGCCUACCGCUCCGGGGAGCGCCCGGCGCCGCAGCCGACGAGAGCUCCCGGCGCCGCGGGGGGCGCGACGUUGCGCGCCGGGAGCGCGGCGCGGCAGCAGCAGCAGCAGCAGCAGCACUGCCGCCCGCCGCGCUACCUCACCGGGCUGGCCAUGGCGUUUCGCACGGUGUACCGGCACGGGGGGCUGCCGGCGUUCUUCCGCGGCACGCAGGCGCGCGUGCUCUACCAGAUGCCGUCCACCGCCAUCGCGUGGUCGGUCUACGAGUUCUUCAAGCACUCCCUCAGCGAGCACUGAGCGGCGCGGGCGACGAGGAGUCGCCGGGCCAGACCGGUUCUCCGUGCCGCCUGCGGUCGCUGCCGGAGGCUGCGAUCGCGGCGUCACGCGUGGCCGGGUCUGGGUGACUUUGCGGGCGGUUGUGGCUGUGGUCGCGGUGGUUCUGGUGGUUGUGACUGUGGUAGCGGUGGUUCUUUUGGCUGUGACGGGUGCGCGAUGUUUGUCACCGUCUCCUGGUGGAGCGGUGGUACAGCGGUUAGCGUGUAGCGCUACGAGCCCGGCGACCAGAGUUCGAUUCCCAGCCCACGGCUCCCGACAGUGGCGACUGGUUUACAUGAACCUCUCUCCCGCUCCUUCACCAGCCCACGCCGACCAACCUGGUGAAGUACGGCUCUAGCCCGGCAGUGGACUGCGACCGAGGGGCCCUGUGCACCGCUCGCUGUGCUCGUGGAUCUGCCGUGGGGCGCCUCCUGGGUGCGUCGCUGCAAGAGAGAAGAGCUGGCUGCUGUCGGCUCGUGCCUCCAAAACUUACAACUUUAAGACUGCUUUUUAUUAUUUGUUUUGCGUAAGUUGAAAAAGCCCAAAUAUCUAAAUUCGUGGGUUUCCUCAGCCAAUGUUACAAAUCGUAAUUGAGUUUUGGCUGAGGCCACGCAACGAUCUGGCCAGAUUUGUGUGGUGAGACCGUUGAUCGCCUGACACUGAUAAGCAAAGCUGCUUGGUGCGCGAGCGUUCACGUGGCCGGCACGCCGUGACAACGCUCGGGCACGCGGCACUCCCAUUUGUUUGGCUGUCGGGUGGUGGAGCGUCUUAUGACACAAAUGUGACCAGAUAAUUAAGUGGUGGCCUAACCCAACAUCAACUAUGACUGGUAUGUUUAUUCACAAUGAAACACAUGUACUACUACUACUACGUAACUACCACUACUAUAACCCCGUAGUGAUGAUGAUAGUCAUGGAGCUGUACUCAAGGAUGAUGUCGUUAUUGUUUGGGAUGAUUUCCUAAACUCAUUUAAUGAGCGCACAUGGUGGACACAACAUACAAAGUACACAACAACUUACAUAACACAUAACGUACACAACUUACACAACGUACACAAAGUACACAGCAACAGACACGACAAGCAACAAUGUACUCAACAAACACAACAACCACAACAACGUACACAACAAACAACAACCACAACAAUGUACACAACGUACACAACAAACACAACAACCACAACAAUGUACACAACAACGCACAAAUUGAGCCUCACCGGAAAUGUUAUCCUAAAUCCUGCUCGGACAGGAGCAGGCCUGACCCGAACCCCAACCCUCAUCAAAACUUCACCCUCACCCCGAACUCUCGCCCUCGCCCAACCCCCAGUGUAACCCGACUGCUCACGCCGACUGUAGCCUGCACAUGGACUCUGAUUACAGCCACGAGUCAAACCUGCUGACCCUGACUCCACGCCCUGACCCCUGACUGAGGCCGACCCAAGCUUUAACCAUGGGUCGACCCGUAUCAUGACUUUAACCCUGCCCCUGACCUCUAACCCUGGCCCUGACCUCUAACCCUGGCCCUGACCUCUAACCCUGCUGGGGUCGGGGACGCAGAACCACAAAUGUAGAGGGAGGGGGGGGCUCUCAGUUUGCUGAGCUGUGACGCGCACAACCGCGAGGGCGUUUAACGACGCACUCGGCGUUUUAAGUCGAUGUUUUCGGAGCAUUUUGUUUGAAUAUGUAAGAUUUGACACCUUA
Messenger RNA from Lethenteron reissneri (Far Eastern brook lamprey), 3193 nucleotides. Its product is annotated as mitoferrin-1-like. NCBI's taxonomy places the organism in Eukaryota, Metazoa, Chordata, Hyperoartia, Petromyzontiformes, Petromyzontidae. Gene Ontology annotation, biological process: iron import into the mitochondrion. The record is from RefSeq and is a predicted model, not a curated record. Gene Ontology annotation, molecular function: ferrous iron transmembrane transporter activity. Gene Ontology annotation, cellular component: mitochondrial membrane.